Onthophagus taurus is the source of this 1176-nucleotide messenger RNA. NCBI's taxonomy places the organism in Eukaryota, Metazoa, Arthropoda, Insecta, Coleoptera, Scarabaeidae. The record is from RefSeq and is a predicted model, not a curated record.
AUGGAAAACAUUAUUUCUCUCCAAGAUUGUGAAAAUAUCAUUAAAAAAUAUAGCGGCGAUCAAAUCGUUGAAAAUUUCCAAUUGAUUCCUUUGGAUACGAAACUUGGAUUAUUGGGGGAAUAUUUUAAAUUAAAAAUAAAAUUUUAUGAUAAACAACGUGAACAAAAGGAGAAACAAUUUUUUGUUAAAACUCUCGCUUUGACUGAAUGCCAAAGAAAAUUUACACUCGAUAAUGGGGUAGCUAUAAAAGAAGAAUGGUUUUAUUCGAAAUUUGUAGAGAAAUGUCUCAUAAAUGGGAUUGAAAUAAUACAAGACUGCGUCCCAAAGUGUUACUUAAUCCAAAGAUUAAAUAAAUUUGUUUUAUCCCUGGAAAAUUAUCAAGUAUUGGAUGCCCAAAAAUGUUUGAGUCCCCAAGAAGUUCAAAUUGCUUUGGAAAAACUUGCAAAAUUUCACGCUUCCACUUAUAUUUUAGAAGAAUCGUUAUCGAAAAGAAAAGCUUAUCGGAUUUCAAACGAAUUUUCGGAAUUCCUAAAAGAAUCUUUGUAUUGCACAGAAACGGAAAUCGCGAAGCAAUAUAUUGAAUCAAUGAAAACAGGCGUUCGAACUCACAUUGAUUUAUGUAAAAAUGUAAUAAACGAAUUCGACGAUGAGGAUAUUAAGAAAAAAAUUAUUAAAAUCAUCGAUGAUUAUCCAAUUUAUGUAAAACCAUCGCUUAAAUAUCGAAACGUGAUUUGUCACGGCGAUUUGUGGUCCGCCAACACCAUGUAUAAAUAUAAAAACAAAAUUCCUGUUGAUUUAAAAAUGGUUGAUUUUCAAAUGUAUCGAUAUAACCCUCCCAGUUCCGAUGUGAUAACUUUUUUGUACUUUUGUACUAAUCGCAAAUUCAGGGAAGAACAUUUAAAGUAUUGUUUUAAUUUUUAUUGGGAUCAAUUACGAAGCGUGUUGAAAAAAUACGAUUUAGAUGUGGAGACGAUUUUUUCAAGGGAACAUUUUUUUGAAAGUGUUGAAUAUUAUAAAAAAUUCGCUAUUUGCCAAGCAAGUACUCAUGGUCAUAUAUCCAUGAUUGAUUCUAAAUUGCUAUCUGAUAUUUUAUUUAAUCCGGAAUCCGUUACUGAAUUCAUGACUAAAUCUCGGAGUGAUAUUAUGGAAAAAAUGUUUGAAAAAGAUGCGUUAUGA